Durotheca rogersii is the source of this 2076-nucleotide messenger RNA. RefSeq names its product 26S protease regulatory subunit 6B. The coding region runs from base 268 to 1533 and encodes 421 amino acids. Gene Ontology annotation, biological process: proteasome-mediated ubiquitin-dependent protein catabolic process. The record is from RefSeq and is a predicted model, not a curated record. Gene Ontology annotation, cellular component: proteasome regulatory particle, base subcomplex. Gene Ontology annotation, molecular function: ATP binding; ATP hydrolysis activity; proteasome-activating activity. Lineage: Eukaryota; Fungi; Ascomycota; Sordariomycetes; Xylariales; Xylariaceae. The transcript has 3 exons.
CUGGCGUUGGCAUCGGGCGCCUCGAGAAGAAGCUGCUGAUAAGCAGCUAGGCACCGUGACAACGCAACGUCGACUCGUCCUCAAUUCUAUCCUCCUCCAAACCGCACACCUACUCUUCCCGCCUUCCACGCACCCACGAUCCCCCCAACCCCCCUUAGCUCUGCGAUUCGACGUGAAUACAUAAUAACUAUUUGAAAAAGAAAAGAAAAAGGGAGGAAGAAAGACGGGGGCAUAAGAAUCACCACUAGAAAAGAAGAGGCAGACAAGAUGGGUGACGUACUGGUAGAAAACCCGGCCAACGUCGUGGCGCCACACAACAAACCCAUCCCGUCCAAUAUCCCCAAUGUCGAGAGCAUCGAGGGCAUACCCGCCCAGGGCGGCGACGAAUACGCCGUCUUAAAGAAGCUGCAGAGACAUCUCGAGUAUAUCCAGCUGCAGGAAGAGUACAUCAAGGACGAGCAGAGGAGCUUGAAACGCGAGCUUGUUCGGGCCCAGGAGGAGAUAAAGAGAAUUCAGAGCGUGCCUCUGGUUAUCGGCCAAUUCAUGGAGGCCAUCGACCAGAACACCGGCAUAGUCCAAUCGAGCACCGGCUCUAACUACGUCGUGCGCAUCUUAUCCACCCUCGACCGCGAAAAGCUCAAGCCUUCGUCUUCCGUCGCUCUCCACCGCCACUCCAAUGCCCUCGUCGACAUCUUGCCCCCCGAGGCCGACUCCUCCAUCGCCAUGCUCGGCGCCGACGAGAAGCCGGACGUGACCUACGCCGACGUCGGCGGUCUCGACAUGCAGAAGCAGGAGAUCCGCGAGGCGGUCGAGCUGCCUCUGACCCACUUCGACCUCUACAAGCAGAUCGGCAUCGACCCGCCGCGCGGCGUGCUGCUCUACGGCCCCCCGGGGACCGGCAAGACCAUGCUGGUCAAGGCCGUCGCCAACUCGACGACGGCCAACUUCAUCCGCGUCGUCGGCUCCGAGUUCGUCCAGAAGUAUCUCGGCGAGGGCCCCCGCAUGGUCCGCGACGUGUUCCGCAUGGCCCGCGAGAACUCGCCCGCGAUCAUCUUCAUCGACGAGAUCGACGCCAUCGCCACCAAGCGCUUCGACGCCCAGACCGGCGCCGACCGCGAGGUGCAGCGCAUCCUGCUCGAGCUGCUCAACCAGAUGGACGGCUUCGACCAGACCUCCAACGUCAAGGUCAUCAUGGCCACGAACCGCGCCGACACGCUCGACCCGGCCCUGCUGCGCCCGGGCCGGCUCGACCGUAAGAUCGAGUUCCCGAGCCUGCGCGACCGCCGCGAGCGCCGCCUCAUCUUCACCACCAUCGCCAGCAAGAUGAGCCUCGCGCCCGAGGUCGACCUGGACUCGCUCAUCGUCCGCAACGACCCGCUCAGCGGCGCCGUCAUCGCCGCCAUCAUGCAGGAGGCCGGCCUGCGCGCCGUCCGCAAGAACCGCUACAACAUCAUCCAGGUCGACCUCGAGGACGCCUACUCGAGCCAGGUCAAGGGCACCAGCGACGAGAACAAGUUCGACUUCUACAAAUAGACGAACGCGAGGACGGCAAGACCUGGGGGGAGGGGGGAGGGGGCGAGCAAGUCGAUGCGCUGCGUCUCCGCUUGCGCGGGAAUCGUGGCGGGCCGGGCUCGCAGCGCGUCCAAAGAACUCGCCCUCGGAGCGGACGGGGGGGAAGGAGAUUCGAAGGCGCCUCGGGACGUGCGAUGUCCUAGCUAACCACACCGGGCUUGUGUGUGAGGACGGGCGGAGGCGCGAAAACGGGUCGCGGGACGCGGCAGGGCUAUGCCGAUGAGUAUGGGUACGGGAACGGCCGUGGCGGGAAGAGAAUAAUCCUGAUGUAAACUGUAUCAUAGCAAUACACACACGCGUGCGCGCGCAUCCUCACGCGGCGGACAUUACAAUGUGCCUGCCGCCGUGGUUUUCUUUUCCCCUUUUCCACCCCAGACGCUGGCAGGCAAGUCAGUUCACCUAGUGCUCGUAGUCGGGGCCGCGAGCAGUCCUACGUAUGCCGGCCCGAGCACGGCCUGGGUCGGGUACGGUUCGGUAGUAGUAAUAGACAAAAUCCUAUUCGCC